GCCAGCUCCUGCACUCCAGACCCCAGCCACACUCCUGCUCAGCGCCAUGGCCCCAGCCACACGUCCUCUCCUGAGUGCAGCGCUGCUGUUGCUGCUGUUGCUGGCCACCAGCCACCAGGCUACAGGGACAAUAGUGGCCAGUGAGCUGCGCUGUCAGUGCAUGACAACCAUACCAAGGAUUGCUUGGGAGGAAAUCCAGAGCUUGAAGGUGAAGCUCUCAGGACCCCACUGCGCCCAGACAGAAGUCAUAGCCACUCUCAAGGACGGUAAAGAAGUUUGUCUGGAUCCCGAAGGCCCUAGGCUUCAGAAGAUCAUCCAAAAGAUCCUAAAGAGCCGCAACACGCGGAGAACACUGGGGCCAGGCUGUACUCAGAAAACCCAGGAGAAAGAAGACAGCUGUACACUUAAUAAAGACGUUCGUUUUCUUAUGACAGCGCCAGGUCCAGCUGAGCCAGAAAAGGAUGGAGGACCUGCAUCCUUCAGAGCAAAGAGGAAAGGAACGACCCUGCCCGCAGCCAUCGAGAUGAGGCUUCUCCUGCUUGCUCUGAACAACUCCUGA
Messenger RNA from Myodes glareolus (Bank vole), 559 nucleotides. The record is from RefSeq and is a predicted model, not a curated record. NCBI's taxonomy places the organism in Eukaryota, Metazoa, Chordata, Mammalia, Rodentia, Cricetidae.